AAUAUGGAAUGUUAAAGAAUGUUAUGAGGACAACCUGUGAGGUUAUGCUGGAUUUUACAACGGCAUGGAAUGCGAUAUGGCCAAUCACAAUCAAGAAUGGGAACAACCAGCUUUAGAAUUUAUAUUUAAAACUCAUGUUUAACAUCUACUGAAGGAUCCGGUUACUAUUCCAUGCGGGCACAGCUACUGUUUAGUAUGCAUUGAUGGAUGUUGGGAUCAGAAUCAAACGGACGUCUUCAGCUGCCCUCAGUGUCGUCAAAGUUACACCUCGAGGCCUGUUCUCAACAAGAGCACUGUGCUAAUUGAGGUGCUGGACAAUCUGAAGAAGUCGGGAGUCCACAUCGAUGCACAGAGUUAUGCUGGACCUGGCGAUGUGGAAUGUGACGCCUGCGCUGGAAGGAAACACAAAGCUGUGAAGUCCUGUCUAGUCUGUCUGGCUUCAUACUGUGCGCCUCACCUUCAGCCUCACUAUGAAUCAAAAGCCUUUAAGAAACACAAGCUGGUUAAAGCCUCCUUCAAACUAGAGGAGAAGAUCUGCCCUCGACAUGACAAACUGCUAGAGGUCUACUGCUCCACUGACCAGCAAUGUGUCUGUCUGCUGUGCGUCAUGGAUGAACACAAAGGCCAUGAUACAGUCUCAGCUGCAGCAGAAAGACUUGGAAAACAGAAGCAGGUGGGGGAUUUCCAGAAGAUUCUCCAACAAAUCAUCCAGAAGACAGAACAAGAGGCCCAGGGCUUGAGACAGGCUGUGAAGACUGUUAUGCAAUCUGCACAGGCGACAGUGGAUGAGAAUGAGAGAAUCUUCACUGAGAUGAUCCGCUCCAUGGAGAAGAAGCGUUCGGAGGUGAAGGAGCAGAUCAGGACCCAGGAGAAGGCUGCUGUGCAAAGAGUUGAAGAAGUGCUGAAGCUACUGGCGAAGGAGAUUCUAGAGUUGAAGAAUCAAAACGCUGAAAUGGACAAGCUCUCACAUACAGAGGAUAACAUAGAAUUCCUCCAGACUUUUCCGGCUCUCUUGUCCCAAGCUAAGUCUGAAGCUUUACCCAGCAUUAGCAUUAAGCCAAAUUUGUCUUUCGACCAAGUGCGGAAACUGGUGUCGGGACUGAAAGUGCAACUCAAUAACAUUUAUGAUAAGGAAAUGAGCAAGAUAUCAAAAAAAGUGACUGAAGUUCAAAUAAUUCUACCUUUUGAACCUAAGACCCGAGAGGAUUUCUUAGAAUUUCCCUGCAAACCCACUUUCAACAGUAACACAGCAAGUGGAACAUUGUGUUGUUCGGAAGAGGGUCGGAAGGUAACGUGGACUGAAGGGGCAACGUAUCCUGAUCAUCCUGAACGAUUUACUCAUUUUGAUCAAAUUCUGUGUGAGGAAGGUCUGUUAGAAAGAUGCUACUGGGAGGUUGAGUUUCGUGGCUGGAUUGCUGUUGGAGUGGCAUAUCAAACCAUGGAGAGGAAAGGAGACGGUAAAGAAAGUAAAUUAGGAGGGAAUGACCUGUCGUGGAGUUUGGAGUGCUCUCCAUCCUCAUGCUAUUUCCUCCAUGAUAAUAUUAAGACUAAAUUACGCUGCCGCUGUCCUCCCACCAAGGUAGGAGUGUACUUAGAUUACACGGCAGGUACUUUGUCUUUCUACAAUACAUCUAAAAACAUUAGCCUCCUUCACAAGGUGCAGGCUACUUUCACUCAGCCACUAUAUCCUGGGUUUGGGGUGGGCUUGGAGUCUUAUGUAAGAAUCACAUCCUCCUAAAGGUAUAUUGAGUACUGAUACAGCGGUAGUUAGUGUGUUCGGUCGGCACAUUAUUCGAUGUAAAAAAAUCCCAAAAUAUAACUGCUAAUAUUUUCCACUGUUUUCACAACCAAUCGCACAACCCUGGCACAUCAACUCAUAUUUUCAAUACCCUGCCACAGGCAAGAUAUUUCACACAAUUCUUAGGUAGUUUUGAAGUUACAAAUAACCUUAACUUUACACUCUUAGAAGUAAAGGCGCUAACUAGAACCACACGGGGUUCUUUGGGCUAAUACCCAUAGGUGAACCUUUUUCGGUUCUUGAUGGAACCCUUUAUAGAGUUUCCACCUGGACCCCUUUCAGAGGGCUAUACUUAGAACCCCCCAAGUGUUAUAUCUAGAACUGUCUGGGAAAGAUCCCACCCAGAACUCCCUAUUAGAGGUUCUACAGAGAACUUUUCUAUGAUGUGAUGGUUUCACCCAGAACUUUCUCUGGGGGUUCUACCCAGAAUGUUCACAUUCUAAGAGUGCUUACAAGAACCCACCUAGGGGGUUCCACCAAAACCAUUUUUAUACUUCAAUGGUUUCUAGAACCCACCCAGAAUGAUUUGAAUACCACAUCCAUCACUUUAACGAACUAUGUUACAAUUACCAUUAGCAUUUUUUUUAAUGAGAAACAAUCGUAUUUACAAAUGAUGGAACAAUGAUGGAUAUGGUGGGGAGACUGACAGUAAGCCAACAGAACAGGUGAUAGCAUUUGAAGAAUAGUGGAAUCAGCAACAUAACAGAUAGGACACCAGCCAUGUCAGACCAUCCUGUCAGACUAUCCUCAGCAGAGGAAGUAAUGUCCAGUUACAGUGACAUACUGUAGCAGAGAGGGAAGGACAAACCCAACCAGUAGCAACAUCCCAAAGUCCACUCACCACAACAGAUAAGGCAGUAAGUCAUCUACAACCAACAUGUUAUAGGGUCCAAUGAGAGCAGUACAAGUUCUUAAUAAUGGUGACCGUGGAAAUGAUUGUAAAUGCCUUGUCCUCCAGCUCCUAUAUUAACAGCUGAAUGACUUUAUAAUAUAUAUACUGUAUUUGUGUUCCAGUUUUGAUAGGACAAGCAGGUAUUGAUAAUACAUAAUAGCAUCUCACCAGAAAAGGCAUUUCUGCAGUGACCCAAACCCUCUUGCUCAAGCCAUGGCACACUUUAACUUACUUUUCUGAGGUUUCUCAUCUGUUAGUCAGUCAUGCUUUGUAUGGGUAAAGGGGUAUUACCAAAUGUGGAAUCCUAGUAGGUACUAGAAUUGUAAUAUUAAUAUGUGACCCUUUUUUAGAGGCCAUGUGAUGACCUGGAUUCUGCUGGGUAAAUGGGUAAUGUAGUUCUGUAUCUCAGCCUGCAUGUUUUUCUAAGUGCUUUUCUACGUAGGUCACCUACUGUAUAUCUUUACAUCAGUUGUGUUUGUGCCUAUGCUCUUUCUUUCAUGUUUUAAGCAUUGUAAAUAAAUAUAAAUAAAACAAA
Messenger RNA from Hypomesus transpacificus, 3225 nucleotides. RefSeq names its product E3 ubiquitin/ISG15 ligase TRIM25-like. The transcript has 7 exons. Gene Ontology annotation, molecular function: protein binding; zinc ion binding. Lineage: Eukaryota; Metazoa; Chordata; Actinopteri; Osmeriformes; Osmeridae. The coding region runs from base 608 to 1738 and encodes 376 amino acids. The record is from RefSeq and is a predicted model, not a curated record.